AUGCGUUUGAUCAACACGUCCACGCUCAUCUUAAGCGAGUUCUUCGGCUCUGAUAUACCGCAAUACGCCAUCUUCUCGCAUACCUGGGAAAGGAAUAGCGAGGUCACGUACCAGCAGUGGAUUGCACCACACACAGAUGCACUUAUAAAGAAGUCAGGAUACCAAAAGAUAAUAGGCGCCUGCCGGAUUGCACGCAGUCACGAGAUUGACUGGAUGUGGGUAGACACCAACUGCAUCGACAAGACUAGCUCGGCGGAAUUGAGCGAGGCCAUCAAUUCAAUGUUCACCUGGUACCAUGCUGCUGUUGAAUGUUAUGUUCACAUGGCAGAUGUAUCCCUCCAACAAAACAGCGAUGUGGGAAAACAGCCUGCCUUCAGAGAGAGCAAAUGGUUUACCCGUGGUUGGACGUUGCAAGAACUUCUGGCUCCAAGAGAGGUCAUCUUCUACUCUCGCGAUUGGGUCAAGCUCGGCAGUCGUGAUGGUGAUUUGCUUCUUCAAGCCAUAAGCGAGGUCACUGGUAUUAAACGCGAAGCACUCUCUUCCAUUAAAGAAAUGUCGGAUUCGAGUGUCGCGGCAAAAAUGUCAUGGCUGUCCAGGCGCCGAACUACAAGAGAAGAGGAUAUGGCUUACUGCAUGCUUGGGAUUUUCGAUUUGAACAUGCCGCUGUUAUACGGAGAAGGGCGCAAAGCGUUCACUAGACUUCAGGAAGAAAUCAUCAAGACGUCAAGUGACCAGUCGAUAUUCGCCUGGACCUGGAACGACGACGUGCCGUCCGACUGGACCAGUAUUCUUGCGCCAUCACCUAGCACUUUCAGCCAGGCGGCCAACAUUUUUGCAUACUCGAAAAGGAAUUCGACCUCCUAUUCCAUUACAAAUGUCGGGCUGUCCAUUGAAUUACCUCUGGCACAUUCAUUUGGGAACAGUUGGAUUUUGCUAAAUAUCUGGAACGGUGCUGGCGUAUUCGAGUCACUUUGCCUACCUGUCAGAAGAAGACAUAAGAAUUUCUCAGGACUCUAUUGCCGGUGCGAUGUGCCUUAG
Molecule: messenger RNA, 1038 nt
Organism: Pestalotiopsis fici W106-1
Lineage: Eukaryota; Fungi; Ascomycota; Sordariomycetes; Amphisphaeriales; Sporocadaceae
Exons: 1
Coding region: 1-1038 (345 amino acids)
Source: RefSeq, a predicted model, not a curated record